This is a messenger RNA of Achroia grisella, 722 nucleotides long. RefSeq lists its product as uncharacterized. Lineage: Eukaryota; Metazoa; Arthropoda; Insecta; Lepidoptera; Pyralidae. The transcript has 2 exons. The coding region runs from base 80 to 583 and encodes 167 amino acids. The record is from RefSeq and is a predicted model, not a curated record.
UUGUAGUAUAUCUAGUAUUGAACCCUUGAAUAGUAUAUUUUUUUGUAUUGACUAUUAAGAUUUCUUUAAAUUGUUUAUUAUGGACGACAAAAAGAACAAAACUCUUCAAGAAAUAAUAGACAGCGACGAAGAGUUUGGGGACAAUUACUAUGAAGUUCCUGAAAUUCCUGCAUAUAAACUAGACUGUCGAUUUGAACCCAUUCAAUUUCCAUGGUUGACCAAAUAUAAAGUUAAUAAACUUGUGAAAAAACUUAAAGUGGAUACACUGUUGUCUGGAAUCAAUGAAGAAACAUUUCAAGAGCAAACUAAAAAUCUGAAACCGGGAGAGAAAAUGCUAGUCACCAAUGCAAUAUUGAGUGAAGAUGACAUAUAUUGCCUAAAAUGCAUUGAAACUGUCAGUUCUGAUGCAACUGUACUUUGGCUUAUAAAUUUUCUAAUGUACAAAGACAUUCAAUCCAAUUUUAAAUAUUAUAAAAGGUGUUUAGUGGACAAGUACAAUAAUAACUUCAUGCUCAACAACAUAUUGCAAGACAAUAGCACUAAAAGAUUUAAUUUUGAAUUCAGAGUGGUAAAUGUACAAUAAUAAAUUAAGUGUAAUUUUUAUAAUAUAAAUAAUAAAUAAUAUAUAGUUAAAUGAAAUCUGACUAUAUUUUAGGCUAUACUAAAUACAUACAAACUAGUAACUUUAAUUAUCAGGUAAAAAAUCAAUAAAUAAGUAUUGU